UUUAUUUACGACUGUGAUCCCACACAACUGACAUUCCUUCGACUUUUAAGUGACCAUGCCAAACAGAGCAUCACUUAUCACUGCUUAAACUCCACCGCCUGGUUUAAACAGAGUUCUGGCAGUUAUCAACACUCUAUUAAGCUUAAAGCUGAUAAUGGAAUAGAAAUCCAUGCUAGUGGCACAAAGAAAUAUGCACCUACGAUAGUACUGGACGAAUGUAAGGUAGGGAAAGAAUAUCAGGGAGGGGUGGGUAGGGGGAGAGGAGAUUAUUAGGACUCAUCCAAGUCUGGGAGAAAACUACGCAACCACGCAACACAGUUUCUUUGCAACUCAAAAACAAAAACCGUGAAAACCAUCAGUAUUUCUAUAUGCAUUAUUGACCAAGAGUAUUCGGUCAACAUGGCUGGAUAUUGGCCACGAGUUCUUUUUUGCGUUGUCGAGGUCAAUAAAAACGCAAAAAAGAGUGAGGCCGAUAUCAAGCCGUCUUGACCGAAUACGCUUGGUCAAUAAACGAUUUCAUAUGUGGCUAAAAAGAUAACUUUUCCUUGCGGGACUAAUGCGGAUAUCCCGAGCGAUCAUCGUGUCCGCUCGGGUAGCGAAUAAGAAGACAGGAUUCGUUUUAUCUUGCCCGCUUGCCGAAUCAGCCAUAUGAAUAAGUAAUGUUGCGUUUCAAGGAGGAAACCAAUGGGGCAUGAGAAAAGCAAAUCGCAAGCAACAGCGUUAAUUAAAUUUUGUUUUUUAGCUCCCUUGAUUAUUAUGAUUUUUUUUAUUAGCCAGCGAGCAAAAUCCCCGUGGGACUAGGGGUGGGGUGGUGUGGGGGUGGGGUCUAGGGGCUGGGGACGCUCCCACCCUCACUAGUUCCCCAGAGAGAUUGCGACCAGGCUAAGUUUUGAUUGGUCAGAACACAAUAAAAGGGAAUGUCAGAUAAAAUUUUCUUGAGGAAGGUGUGUGUAUGAUUUUUUUUUCUCCUUUUUAGUGUGUUUUCACUAAUUUAAGAUUUUGACUCUUACUCUUUUUAGAUCAAAGACAGUACUUGGCGAAAAACAAUCAUAGAAGUGAACACUCCCAAGACGCAUCGCCUUCCAAUACACGACGUGGCCGUUUACGAUAUCGGGGACACUGGGGAAGAGUUUGGCCUCGAAAUUGGACCUGUUUGUUUUUCGUAA
Molecule: messenger RNA, 1166 nt
Organism: Porites evermanni
Lineage: Eukaryota; Metazoa; Cnidaria; Anthozoa; Scleractinia; Poritidae
Source: the annotation of a GenBank genome assembly